ACUAACAAAUCUUUGCAACUCCCGAGCAGCUGUAGAAGAACUUUUAGCCGAAUUUAAUGUAAACUGUGAAAGAAUUCCUUCUUUUCUGAAACCCUCCAAGUUUGAAUUCACUUAGUGUUGUUGUUCUCCUCUCUAUCUCGACAAUGCUAACGAAAUUUCCCAACACGAACAUCCUUUCCUCAAUUCAUCCGAAGAACCUUCGCCCUUCAUCCCAACUCUUCUCAACCCACCUCCUUCCCCCAGAUGCCGACCAUUUUCCCGAGAAAAUGACAACCUCCGAUUUUCCCGGGAAAAUCCCCCCCGAAGCUCCAUGCAUUCCGUCGCAAAAACAAGUCUUGGACACCCUCUUGCUCCACAAGGCCGACCCCAGAUCGGCGUUGAGGUUCUUCAAACAAGUGGAGACAAAAGGAGGGUUCGCGAAAACCGCUGAUGUUUUGUGCUUGCUGCUUCAGAUUCUUGCUUCGAACCCCGAAACUCACGGUGAUGCUAAGCAUUUGCUCAAUAAGUAUGUGUUUGGAGAUUCAGCCCCUGCUGCGAAGGUGCUGGUGGAACUCCUGGUGGAGUGUGCGGAAAGGUACGGCUUCAAGUUAUCUGAUUCAAGGGUUUUCAAUUACCUGUUGAUUAGUUAUGUUAGAGCUAAUAAGAUCACAGAGGCUGUUGAGUGCUUUAGAGCCAUGUUAGAGGACGGUGUGGUUCCCUGGGUUCCAUUUGUGAACGUGCUUUUGACUGCAAUGAUUAGAAGGAACAUGGUUGAAGAUGCGCACCGCUUGUUUGAUGAAAUGGCUGAGAGACGAAUUUAUGGCGAUUGCUAUACCCUGCAAGUUUUAAUGCGUGCGUGUUUGAAGGGAGGGAAGUUUGUGGAGGCUGAGAGGUAUUUUGGGCAGGCGGCGGGGAGAGGGUUGAAGCUUGAUGCGGCUUCAUAUAGUAUUGUUAUUCAGGCUGUUUGUAGGGGGUCGGACUUGAAUUUGGCAAGUAAGCUGUUGAAGGAGAUGAAGGAGUUGGGGUGGGUGCCGUCUGAGGGUACUUAUGCGGCUGUGAUUGGUGCUUGUGUCAGGCUGGGGAAUUUUGGGGAGGCGCUCAGGCUUAAGGAUGAGAUGGUGGAUAGUCGUGUGCCUGUGAAUGUAGCUGUUGCGACGAGCUUGAUUAAAGGGUAUUGUGUGAGAGGGGAUGUGAAUAGUGCAUUGCGGUUGUUUGAUGAGGUUGUUGAGGUUGGUGUUACUCCCAAUGUGGCUAUUUUCUCGGUUUUGAUAGAGUGGUGUUCUAAGAUUGGGAAUGUAGAGAAGGCGAAUGAACUUUACACCAGAAUGAAAUGCAUGGGCCUCCAACCCACUGUCUUCAUUUUAAAUUUUCUGUUGAAAGGAUUCCGGAAACAGAACUUGCUAGAAAAUGCAUAUCUAUUGCUUGAUGGGGCAGUUGAAAAUGGAAUUGCUAGUGUUGUUACAUAUAACAUUGUUUUAUUGUGGCUCUGUGAAUUGGGCAAGGUUAAUGAGGCUUGCAAUUUGUGGGACAAGAUGAUUGGUAAGGGUAUUACGCCUUCACUAGUUUCUUACAACCACAUGAUACUUGGUCACUGCAAAAAGGGUUGCAUGGAUGAUGCACAUGAAGUGAUGAAUGGUAUUAUUGAAAGUGGUUUAAAACCAAAUGCCAUUACAUACACAAUUUUGAUGGAAGGAUCUUUUAAAAAGGGUGAUUGUGAGCAUGCUUUUAAUAUGUUUGAUCAAAUGGUGGCUGCAGGUAUUGUGCCCACAGACUACACAUUUAACUCCAUUAUUAAUGGCUUGUGUAAAGUUGGCCGAGUGUCUGAAGCAAGGGAUAAGUUGAAUACUUUCAUCAAGCAGAGUUUUAUUCCUACAUCUAUGACUUAUAAUUGCAUCAUUGAUGGAUAUGUCAAGGAAGGUGCAAUUGAUUCUGCAGAGUCUGUCUAUAGGGAGAUGUGUCGAAGCGAAAUUUCACCAAAUGUCAUCACUUAUACUAGUUUGAUUAAUGGAUUUUGCAAAAGUAAUAAGAUGGAUCUUGCUUUGAAAAUGCAUGAUGAUAUGAAAAGAAAGGGUUUGGAACUGGAUAUUACUGUAUAUGCUACUCUCAUUGCUGGUUUCUGCAAAAUGCAAGACAUGGAAAAUGCAUGCAAAUUCUUCUCUAAACUUUUGGAGGUUGGUUUGACUCCAAACACAAUUGUGUAUAACAUCAUGAUUAGUGCCUACAGAAAUUUAAAUAAUAUGGAAGCAGCACUUAACUUGCACAAGGAAAUGAUAAAUAAUAAGAUUCCAUGUGAUUUGAAAAUAUACACCUCACUGAUUGAUGGACUUCUAAAAGAGGGUAAGUUAAGUUUUGCUUUAGAUCUUUACUCAGAGAUGCUUUGCAGGGGUAUUGUGCCUGAUAUCUUCAUGUACAAUGUUCUGAUAAAUGGGCUCUGUAACCAUGGACAACUAGAAAAUGCAGGCAAGAUUCUAAAGGAAAUGGAUGGGAAUAAUAUAACUCCUACUGUUCUUCUUUAUAACACUUUAAUUGCUGGACAUUUUAAGGAGGGGAAUCUACAAGAGGCUUUUAGACUGCAUGACGAGAUGCUUGACAAAGGUCUUGUGCCUGAUGACACUACAUAUGAUAUUCUUGUAAAUGGAAAGUUGUAAAGAUCAUAUACUUCAGUUGGAUCUUAAUUCACACACAAGGAUUAUGGGUUGCACACAUUCUACUAAUGGAUUUUUUGCAAACUGAUUGUUGCAGACAGUUUUUGAAUGGUUUGAAAUUGGUCUCAUCUUCCAUUGUUUGUCCUAAGGACCUAGAAAUAUGGACAAAAUUUCCUUUGCAAUUUCGUCAUGAUUUCUAUCAAGGAACUUGUUUUUAUUUCAUUUUUUUACUAUGGGGUUCAUUUAUCAAUCAUAGCCAAUGUGAGUUCUCAGUUAGACUCUGCAGCCAAGAGCAUAAUAGUGCCAAUGGCCAGAUAUCCUGCAGAGAAUUUAGCAUUUUGGUAACAGGAAUUUCCAAUAGCUGCAGUCUGGCAGUGUUUGUUUGUGGGGUUAUUAGCAUGGGAAGACACAGAAUUCAGGUGUGAUCUUAACAAUCCUCUAGUUUCCUUUUAUGAAUUAUGUAUAGUUUCAAUUUGAGAGAGGAAGGGUUAUACGAUUUGCUCUUCUGGUUUUAAAGUGACAGUUUGGUAUUUAAUUUUAGUGUUUUUACUGGACAAGGAUGAAUGAUUGUCGCGUUUCCUUUUCACUAAUUAAUUGUACUGAAUACUGGCGGGAGCUUAAUUGUGAUUUUGUAGUUUAGAAUGGAAUGCUAUUUUUAUGAUCUGUAA
Messenger RNA from Glycine soja, 3292 nucleotides. RefSeq names its product pentatricopeptide repeat-containing protein At3g54980, mitochondrial. The transcript has a single exon. The coding region runs from base 144 to 2627 and encodes 827 amino acids. The record is from RefSeq and is a predicted model, not a curated record. Lineage: Eukaryota; Viridiplantae; Streptophyta; Magnoliopsida; Fabales; Fabaceae. Gene Ontology annotation, molecular function: protein binding.